Messenger RNA from Racocetra fulgida, 178 nucleotides. NCBI's taxonomy places the organism in Eukaryota, Fungi, Glomeromycota, Glomeromycetes, Diversisporales, Gigasporaceae. The record is from the annotation of a GenBank genome assembly.
UUAAAUUCUCAACGUCGCAAAAGUAUUAAUAUUCUGUAUACACAGAUACCUUCCUUAAAUGAUACCUCCGUAUACGAUAUUCCACAUCAUUCGCUUGUUCGCUUUCGAGCCAUGAUUCAGAACACGGGAUUUGGUCACGAAAUGUUUGUAAGCUUUUACGAAACAUCGGAUCAUAAGG